AUGUCUGCUCAUGGGCAGCAGAGAUCGAACGGGGAGAGGGGUCGCGGCCAGAGAGGGGCGAGGAGGUUCGUACCGAAGGGCAACGAUGCCUCUCCUUCGCCCUCUUCUUCGUCUCGUCAUAGCGAUGCUGUCGCCCCAAAGCGGGUGCCGGCGACGCUCACGGCUUCCCUGAGAGGGGCGGUGUUGUCGUCCUCAGACGGGCCGCCGGUGCGCGGCGGAGAGAGAGGUGGCGCCUGCUUCGUGAAUUAUUUGCCCCAGGAUGAAGCGGUGGCUUCGGGCCUCGGGGUGGAGAACGGGGGCCUGGAUGCCGUGGAGUCGCAGGCCGUGGUGGAUGUUCUCAACGCGGAGCUGUCCCGUAUCCUUAAGAUGAAGCCCAAGAAAUUCUGGGAAGAAGGUGCGUCUCUAGGUCGUUGGAUUCUGGAUGAUCGAUUCCAAUACAUUUCUUCUCUCUCUCGCUCUCUAUAAUUUGCAAUUGGGUGGGUUAUGGUGGUAAAAAGCAGGUGGCAGACAGAACUAUCCGGUUGAUCUUCUUUCCUCUUCAACGACACUGAUCCUUUAGACCUUUUGAAUUAUAUCUUCUAAUAUCUAUAAUUAGUGGCGCUUGGCAGUGGUUCGUAGUAUCUCGCUGCAUGGGUUCCUGGACAGCUACUUACGGUUCAGGAAUAGAUGGUAUGAUCUCCCUCAUCGUGGACCUAAGGGAACCAUUGCGGGGAUAGUUGUUGGAGAAGCUGAGCUGAGCCGUCGCGUCUUCAUGGCCCUCUAUCGCAUGUGAGUUGACUCUUCCUUGGUUUACCCAUAUCCAGCAUAGGUUAGGAUGUCUUAGGCAUGUCUGCUUCUGGUCAGAGCACGCUGUUGUCGUUCCUUGCAAAGGCAGACGUGCCUUAUGUAUAAUCUAAUUGUCUAUUUUGGCAAGCAGGUCUACAAACAGAGAUCCGGGUGCUAAUCUUAGUGAUUGCCUCAAUUCCAAGGAGCAUGCAGGUGUCUUUGUCUUCGUAUUCUCCUCUAUUAUUUAUAUUUUUCAUAGCCAUCUGGGGAUCGUGUUUGCCAACAGAUUAAGGUAUAUGUAUUGAAUUUUGAGGAUGAAAAUUCUCAUUUCUUUCAUGUAUAGCCCUCUUGCAGGGAAUGAAAUUGUUGGACUUGCCAAAGUUGCUGGAUAUCUGUGCUAUCUAUGGUCAUGAGAAUGCUGCGCUAACAGAAACGCUAGUAAGCAUCUGGUGGUUCAUUUUAUUAAAAUCUGCAUCUUCAGUGCAUGUUUCUUGGCAUUAGAUGUUCUUCAUAUAUACGCCAAUGCGGCCCCUUCAUUGCAUGUUAAUUAGCAUUCAAUAUUAUUCAUGCUAGAAAAUGUAGGUACGUUUUGAUUUUGUUUGACAGUAAGAUAGAUAAAAGUAGGAGAAAAGAUGGAAGUAGCAGGGACACCAUGUUUUUCUUUUUUGGGUUUGCCCUCUCUUCUGUCCAUGUGUUCAUUUUCCUAUACUAUGGGCCACAUCCAAUUCUUAGAGUCUUGGUGGAUUUUAUUUUUUAGGAAAUUUUGGAUAUUUUAGUGCAGGUGGGAUUUGAAAGGGAAAAUGGCUUUAUGGUGCUUUUUAAGUAGUUUCCAGUGCUGUGAGCUCCUCUAGAUGGCUAUGUAAUGGGUGAUACUCUUUCGCGAAAUAUUGGCCUACUGAUAAGCAUAGAUGAUCAGUGAAUCUAGCACCAGUGACAUUAUGUUAUUAGAAAAUAUAUUUUUACCUCAAUUACGUUCUUAUAGUUGAGUCUUUCUCUCACAACUAAUUAUGUAACCAUAGGCAGAUUGAUUUUAAGAUUCUCUGGAGUCCAAAGCCCUUUCUGUAUCAGCCUUCUUUAGUCUUGUGUUUCGUUAAGACUUGGUGUUGUCUCCAGAGCUGAGUAUUAUUGGUUUGCUUCAAAGCGUGGUGCUUUGAAUGCUUUCCCCGGAGGUGCUCUAGUGAGACUCAGUGUAUGCUUGAUGCCGUUUGAUAGGAUACCUGUGGUAUGGGAUUGGGGACUUCAAAGAGCAGCCAGAAAGUAAACAUACGCUUCCAUUGCGAAAAUUUCGAUGAAAGGCCGACUGCUUUGAAUGCUACUACUUCUCAGGGGGGUUUGCUUCUUGGGGUGAUACACAUUUUUGUGAUUUUUAUUGUUUGUUAAUGUGAGAUAUUUCAUUUUCAGGUUAUGAAUGCAGUAAGAUCACAGCCGAAUGUUGUCCAAGAUAUUAGCACCACUCUUUCCUACUUUCUGAGCAUCGUCCGCACUAUGCAUCAGCGUUGCAGCUCAUCACUAGAGGUGCGGUCCUUCAUCCUCUCAAUGAAGGCUUGUAGUUUUAAAAUAGUUACCUUGUUAUCUCAUUUGUGAUCAAUUUUCAAUUUUUUUUCAAAAUCAUUGCUUGAGCCUUCUUCCGAAUUUUAUUUCGUUCCAUAUAACAACUAGAAGUCUUUAGUCUUCGGAAAAUGGCCUACGGAAUUGUUAUAUCUAAAAAUCCCUUCAUCGUUUAAUGUACUGUCAUCAACCCGUUUUUAUCAGUCAUCUUCUAUCCAGUUAGAUAUCGCGUCCAUGAUAUAUGUUCUUCAGACUUUGUUCUUAGAAGAUUCAACUGUAAGAAACUCUCUCUGACCAUUGUAAGAAGAGGUUGCAUACUUCAGCAAACAAUCAUGUGACUGCAUGUUUCUAGAGAAGAACAGGGAAGUGUAGUUUUUGUCAGAACACUCGUCUAGGAACUCUGACCAUUGUAUCGUGCAGUUCUAGGCUUUCUUCCACUUUAAUUUUGAAUAAUUUGACAUUUAAUCUCGCAUGAAAUAGUAAAAACAAUUAGAUUCGUAUCAAGCAAAAAAAUGAUAUUUGGGGAAAUGCGGUUUUAACUAAAAUCUGUCAAAUAGUCUGUGACAGUUGCGCGAGAAAGAGGCUAUAUAACUUGCUUUUGAUGACAUAUUUCUGUACUACAUCUCUUAAGUUCACACUUAUGGCGUCAUUUGUUAGAAGUCUUUCAUUGAUUACGGAUGAGAGGGGAAGUAACUCUUUGGAAAGGCAGUUGCAUAUCUGAUUCCUGCAGUUAACUGCUUAUCUGAUUCGUGAUCUGAAUCACAAGGAAAAUCCUGUACUUCUGAAAAGACGACGGGAAGACAUAAAAUAAGUAGAGAAACCGAAAGCUAAGAACUCACGUGGACACUUUGUUCAGGUUUUACUUACAUCUCCUGAUCUCGAAGGUCGUGGACUGCAGCUGCAGAUGGAUCUCUUGGAGGCAAGUUCCCAAAUAUACUCAAAUAUAGUGGAAUCGCCGUUUUGUUUCAUAUUUGUUUCUUUUUCUGAUUUCUUGUCUUCUCCUUUGUCCUCAGGUGAUGGACUUCAUAAAUGAUGCAGUUGUCACAAUGAAUGCCUUUGUUGAUGCAUACAAACCUGCAGCCGUUUAUUUAUCUCAUCCUGCCGAAAUAAGGUGCUGUGAUCAGAUGAAUCUCAUUUCUCUUUGACUUUGAUUCUGUUAGACAUUACCUUGGAACUCCAGCUUGUUGGCUACUUGUUCUGCCAGCUUGGAACUAUCUUUUUUGGGUAAUUCAUCCUCUUGUUCCAUGCUUUUCAUCCUUUUUUAAAGGAUUUUUUUUUGGUCUGAAUACGCUGUUUUUCAUCCUUCUGUCACCAAUCUGUUGGAGAAUACGUGUCUUUGACUUUCGCUCAUAAAGUUCCAAACAUGCCAGUGUUAGUCAACUGUUAUGUGCCCUUCUUCGUGUGCAGUCACGACGGUGAGGAAUUGCUUAACGUCCUCGCAAGAUUACAUGAUUCAUUGUUACCACUGUUUCAACUGGGCUUUGUGCGUAUCUCUGAUAUCGGAGGAGUUGGGACACAGAAGCCAGUCCCUGGUGCUCUUGGAAGUAUUUUCCCUAGUUUGAAGAUGCUCUCAUUGAGGAUAGCCAAGUUUGGGUGGAAUUUGCUUGACAUCUGCUACUUAAGUGACGACCCAUUUGAAGAUAGUCUUUGUUUCCGCACAACUACGAAGAUAUUUCCGGCAAUGGUCGAAGACCCUGUGAUCAGGGGUGACAUUCUCGUCCAGACACUUGCAAAGGUCAACGGGGAAAUUUCUAUGCAUAUCCAGGAUAUCAGGAGGCACGAAACCUUUCUGCAGAAUAUUGAAAGGAAGUACAGCAUAUUGGCCCGGAUCAGCAGCCUCCGUGGCAAAGGUUCAUAGUUCUACGCCUCUUCCUAUAGGUGGUGUCUCUAGAAGAUCCAAUCUCAUGCAUUCCUAAAUAAGUAAUGAUCCUCAGCCAAGAACUAUGAAAGGUUCAUAGUUCUCACAUGCUCUCUUAUUGCUCCCAUUCCGUGUUCUCUUCUUGCCAGAAUUACUAAAAUGCUUUUAGGUGGUGUCUCUAGAAGAUCCAAUCUCAUGCAUUCCUAAAUAAGUAAUGAUCCUCAGCCAAGAACUUGCCCAUUAUUCUUGUAGGUGGUUUGGUUCUUUUCCCUUUAUUAUUUCUGUCAUGGGGGAAGCCUUUGAUAGUAUCUGAAAGAAAUUAAUGAAUAAAUAAUGCUGUUUUUGCCAAGAACUUGGUAUCAUAUGCUUUGGUUGCUCCCUGUAUUAUUUCUGUUCGUGGGGGAAAACCGUUCAAAAUGUGGGAAAGACAGAUUUUAUAUGUAAUUAUUAUAGUAUCAAUGCAGCAUUUAAUACGGCAUAAUCUACGUAUGAUGCCAAAUAUUAAUAAAGUUUAGUUAUUGCCGGGCUAUGAUCAUUUCACUGGCUCACGUGCACAUGCAGUGAGGCUGGGUUCUGUUUCUGUCUUUACCUACUUUAGACUAUCUUAAACAGGCAUUAGAUUUCUUCCGCCAUCAAUUUAUCCAUUAAAUGCUUGUUUAAUUAAUUAAAGGCUCAUCUGGGCUGGUGAAUACUUCUUACAUGUACCCUCAAUCCAUAUUGAAAAACCCUAAUCCUCUGUUUACAUGGCAAGAAACGUUCUUUAAUGGGUCUGUCUGAUUAAUGAAAACCCCAAUUCUCUAUUUACAUGGCAAGAAACGUUCUUUAAUGGGUCUGUCUGAUUAAUGAAAACCCUAAUCCUCUGUUUGGUCUGGAUUCAGGAUGGAUUUUCUUGGACGAAGAACAGUUUCGUCACAUAUCUGGGAUCACAACCUCAUCUUUCCCCAGGUCGAGGGAGGAAGAACCACCAAAGCUUCCGGCCUUCUCAGAGGAAGACACUGCGAUUAUGGAAUCAAGGAUCAGUCAAGUAAAGGAUCUCUUCCCCGAUUAUGGCAAUGGAUUCCUUGCGGCAUGCCUGGAGGUCUACGAUCACAACCCAGAAGAGGUAAUCCAGAGGAUACUAGAUGGCACCCUCCACAAAGACCUGCUCUCCCUUGACAGAACCCUGGAGCAGGUUCAUCUCCCCAGGCCUGCACCCGCCGCAGAGAGCGCAGUGUCAGCAGUUCCAGCAUCCCAUGGCAGGAGCUCUAAAGGGAAAGAGGUGCUAACCCAGGCAGAACCACCACCACCACCACCACCACCGCCACCACCAUCAUCAUCUUCAUCGUCAUCUCAAGGGAAGUUCUUCAGAAAAACAGAGUACGGAGCCCCCGACGCCAUGAUUCUGGACUCGAGAGCAGCCAAGGAUUCAGUGAGAGCUGCCGUGCUCGAAGCGCAGUAUGAAGAUGAGUACGACGAUUCGUUCGACGAACUGGGUCUGAGCGUGGUGGAGUCGGGGCUCGAAACGGCGGAUGCUUCAGGUAAUCGGAUCAGAACGGAGGGUGGUUCUUCGAGGUGGCAGACCCAGAGACAGCCGCAGUACUACGUCAAAGAUGGAAAGAACUACAGCUACAAGGUCUCUGGUUCGGUUCCCGUGGUCAACUCUGAGGAGGCGGCGCUGGUCAACCAAGCUCAGAGAGAGACCAUACAUGGCCUGGGGAAGGGGGGGAAUCGUCCUCUCGGAGCUGUCAGGAGGCUGAUGGAUUCACAGGAGGGAGACGAGGAUGGUGAAGCUGCAGGUGAUGCCGGCCGUGGGCACACAAAUCCGCGGGGGCGGGGGGGGAGAAGAGGCGGUGGGGACAGGCACCACAGGAAAGACCGGGCGUUGAGGAAGGCGUUUGCUGGGUUGACCACUAGUUGA
Messenger RNA from Spirodela intermedia, 6068 nucleotides. NCBI's taxonomy places the organism in Eukaryota, Viridiplantae, Streptophyta, Magnoliopsida, Alismatales, Araceae. The record is from the annotation of a GenBank genome assembly.